Molecule: messenger RNA, 1122 nt
Organism: Knipowitschia caucasica
Lineage: Eukaryota; Metazoa; Chordata; Actinopteri; Gobiiformes; Gobiidae
Source: the annotation of a GenBank genome assembly
AUGAUCCAGAGCGUGUUCAUGAUCCAGAGCGUGUUCAUGAUCAAGAGCGUGUUCAUGAUGCAGAGCGUGUUCAUGAUGCAGAGCGUGUUCAUGAUGCAGAGCGUGUUCAUGAUGCAGAGCGUGUUCAUGAUGCAGAGCGUGUUCAUGAUGCAGAGCGUGUUCAUGAUGCAGAGCGUGUUCAUGAUGCAGAGCGUGUUCAUGUUGCAGAGCGUGUUCAUGAUGCAGAGCGUGUUCAUGAUGCAGAGCGUGUUCAUGAUCCAGAGCGUGUUCAUGAUCAAGAGCGUGUUCAUGAUCAAGAGCGUGUUCAUGAUCCAGAGCGUGUUCAUGAUCCAGAGCGUGUUCAUGAUCAAGAGCGUGUUCAUGAUGCAGAGCGUGUUCAUGAUGCAGAGUGUGUUCAUGAUGCAGAGCGUGUUCAUGAUGCAGAGCGUGUUCAUGAUGCAGAGCGUGUUCAUGAUGCAGAGCGUGUUCAUGAUGCAGAGCGUGUUCAUGAUCCAGAGCGUGUUCAUGAUCCAGAGCGUGUUCAUGAUCAAGAGCGUGUUCAUGAUCAAGAGCGUGUUCAUGAUGCAGAGCGUGUUCAUGAUGCAGAGUGUGUUCAUGAUGCAGAGCGUGUUCAUGAUCCAGAGCGUGUUCAUGAUGCAGAGCGUGUUCAUGCUCAAGAGCGUGUUCAUGAUGCAGAGCGUGUUCAUGAUCAAGAGCGUGUUCAUGAUGCAGAGCGUGUUCAUGAUGCAGAGCGUGUUCAUGAUCAAGAGCGUGUUCAUGAUGCAGAGCGUGUUCUGUGCGUCUGCCUUGGUUCAUAAACAACAGUCUAAAGGCGCGUUCAGACGCCGACGCUGGAACGCCGACGCUGGAACGCCGACGCUGGAACGCCGACGCUGGAACGCCGACGCUGGAACGCCGACGCUGGAACGCCGACGCUGGAACGCCGACGCUGGAACGCCGACGCUGGAACGCCGACGCUGGAACGCCGACGCUGGAACGCCGACGCUGGAACGCCAACGCUGGAACGCCGACGCUGGAACGCCGACGCUGGAACGCCGACGCUGGAACGCCGACGCUGGAACGCCGACGCUGGAACGCCAACGCUGGAACGCCAACGCUGGAACGCUAACGCUGGAACGCUAA